This is a messenger RNA of Pungitius pungitius (ninespine stickleback), 3454 nucleotides long. It is a transcript of the gene nek7, whose product is annotated as NIMA-related kinase 7. Bases 336 to 1247 code for a protein of 303 amino acids. The record is from RefSeq and is a predicted model, not a curated record. Gene Ontology annotation, biological process: peptidyl-serine phosphorylation. Gene Ontology annotation, cellular component: nucleus. Gene Ontology annotation, molecular function: protein serine/threonine kinase activity; ATP binding. The transcript has 11 exons. NCBI's taxonomy places the organism in Eukaryota, Metazoa, Chordata, Actinopteri, Perciformes, Gasterosteidae.
GUCCACUUUUAGGGAGCGAACUCGGAGAGGAAAAAAGGGAGAGUCAAAACGAAGCCAACCGCCAUAACCAUAAGAAGAAAGUGCCAACGUCAAGGAGGAAUAGCUUAGCAACAGAGUCCCACUUCCUGGUUAACAUGGCAACCCGAGAGUGACUGAGACAAAGGGUGUCAGAUCCACAGGCGUGACGCGGGACCCAGUUCCGCCGAAACUGGACACCCGUUGCUCCGAGCGGCUCUCGCUGGUUUAGUGGCGACCUACAGAGAACAGCCGUCCGGUGGAUCAAGGUCAUUCUUCUCCGCUGUGAAAGAGGUGUAAAGGAUAAAGCUCCUAACACCAUGGAUAUGGACACGCAGCCACACGGCCAGCAAGCAGCUGUUCCAGUCUUUCAACCCCAGAAACAGUUGCAGCCAGACAUGGGCCACAACUCGCUGGCAAACUUCCAGAUUGAGAAGAAGAUCGGAAGAGGCCAGUUCAGUGAGGUGUACCGGGCGAGGUACCUGCUGGACAACACGUCAGUGGCCCUGAAGAAAGUCCAGAUAUUCGACUUGAUGGAUGCCAAAGCUCGGCAAGAUUGCAUCAAAGAAAUAGAUCUCCUAAAGCAAUUGAACCACCCCAACGUGAUAAAGUACCAUGCGUCUUUCAUUGAGGACAACGAGCUGAAUAUAGUCCUGGAGCUGGCCGAUGCAGGCGACCUCUCACGCAUGAUCAAGCACUUCAAGAAGCAGAGGAGGCUGAUCCCAGAGAGAACGGUGUGGAAAUACUUUGUCCAGCUCUGCAGUGCGCUCGAACACAUGCACUCCCGGAGAGUCAUGCACAGAGAUAUUAAGCCAGCCAACGUAUUCAUCACAGCUACAGGAGUAGUGAAACUAGGAGACUUGGGACUGGGCCGGUUUUUCAGCUCCAAAACAACUGCCGCUCACUCGCUAGUGGGUACUCCUUACUACAUGUCACCGGAGAGGAUACAUGAAAACGGAUACAACUUCAAAUCUGACAUCUGGUCGCUAGGAUGCCUGCUCUACGAGAUGGCAGCCCUGCAGAGUCCGUUCUAUGGGGACAAGAUGAACCUUUACUCCCUUUGUAAGAAGAUAGAACAGUGUGACUACCCCCCUCUUCCCUCAGAUCACUACUCAGAGGAGCUGAGGAACUUGGUAGAUAUGUGCAUCAACCCUGACCCGGAGAAGAGGCCGGACAUCACCUACGUGUACGACAUUGCCAAACACAUGCAGAACGUGACACAGAGCAGCUAAGCCCAGAGUUUCACACACUCUGCUUGCAGUCCUCCCCACUUCUGUCCUUCCUUUACAAGCUUGACUCAUACACGUGUGUCUGCUUUUAUAUAAUUUGUGAUAAGUAGUAUGUGUAACAGAUUUCUUUUCAGGAGAUACAGUUCACAAAAUGCUGACAUCCCAACCUUUUCUUCCCUAGGAUAAAGAUCAUACAUUUUUAUCAAAUGGACCUCCAAUUCCUUAGACAGCAGUAUUGUUACAGCACUGAAUAUCAGUCAAUUGUAACUCCUUGAUGUGUUGUUUACUAUGGCUUUAAAAUGCAUGUCCUCUAUAUUUUUGUUGUAGUGACGUUAAACCGUUGUUCUGCAGCUGCUAUGAGCAGAAAACUAUUUAAAGCAGAUAAAAAAGAGACAUGGAAUUUCUUUUUCUUUUUUAAAGGGAAAGUUAAGUGUCAGAUGUCCCCCAUCCUCAAAACAGUUGAUCGAGAUAAAUAUUAAGAAUAUAUAAGAAAGGUACUUUAAAAGUCUGGUAGUAGUUAAGAGACGUACGGAGCAGCAAAAGUAACAAAAAGACCAUGAAAAGUGAACAAUGGUUAAAUUGGACUGAAGAGAUUUGAGGGACGUAAGAGUGUUUUUUGAUGGUUGAAGCGUUGUGUUGCACUUUCUACUCUGGUAAUAGAAGGCUGGCAGGGUGAUCAUGUCUCAUGAGUGUAUUAGGAAAGGAAGCAUCAUUCACAGGGUAGACUAGAGAUGUGCUGGGGGGGGGGAACAUGAGCAAAUGUCUCCACAACACUUUGAAUGCAAGUCAUUUUGACACCUAUGCAUUGUCUUUGAAAAAUUCAGUAUGCCUCUUUUUUUCUUUUUUUUGACAGUCUAGAAGGAGCCGUAGAAGCUUUAAGGAAAGCACUUUGACGUCUGCUGCUUACCUUAGUCACUGACAGCAAAAGAUGUCUGCCUUGGUUCAACUUGAGCUUUAGUUUUUAGUUGUAAAUCCCUACAAAGACCUGAGCAAAAGAAUCUAAAGUCAAAGGGCAUAGUUAUCCAUCAUGGUCCAGUGGCUGCAUUUUAUCCCCUCAGAAAGUUGAGACUAUUUUAUGAUGUGUAAGUUUACAGUUUUUCUGUCUUGUUUUGUACCAAAUAUGUUGAAGAGUCAGCGGACCCUCACAUUGUUAACCGUCCAUGUUGUAAGUAAAUCACAGCGUGCCUACCUAAUUCAUGUCCUCCCCUGCGAUACCAAAGAGUCACACGGGAAAGCAGUUUAUAUAAAUGUUCUGGUCUGAAACAUGAUGUUCUUAAGUGUUGUAGUGAAAGUAAGCACCAGUGGUCCUCGUUUUGUGUUUUGUGUUGUAGUAGAGAAGUUCCUUGAGAUAUUGUCGAGUUUUGGCCACCCUUUAUUCAUUCGGUGAUUAAACACUACAGAUGUCUCCACCAAACAAUGAGACCACAUGAAAGGAAUAGGAAGUAAUUGAUGUCAAUGACUCUUAAAUUCAGCUUCUUACCAGAAAUAACUGGUCAUCAAAAACAACCAUUGUCUCAUUGAAAUGAUUGUACAUGUGUGCAUAACACAUGUGUUUACAUGUAUGUGGAUAAACACAAGGGUAGGAAAAUGUAAAACGUUAUUUUGUUUUGGUCAGCAUAUCAUUUUCAUAGACUUGCAAAAACAUUUUUGUAAUUUUUCUUUGCCCCCUCCAAGCAGCCCCCCCCCCCCUCACCCCCUGGUGCUGUGGAUUUCCAAAUUCUCCCAACAAGAACAUGUAUAGCCCCAGCAUUUUUUAUUUGUAUUAACAUGAUACUAAGUUUUAAUUGCUAUACAGAACUCCUUGGAUACAUUGGUAGAAUUCACCGGAAAAAUGCAAAUGCAUUUAUUGACAUUUACAUGAUGCCCUUUCACAACACCAGCACCACAGUCACUUAUGCCCCAGAAAGAAUGUAGCAUGUACUGACCGUAGCCCAGGUAAUUGUGAGCUUGCAAAGUCCAGAUUAAAUGAAUUUGGGGUUUUUUUUGGCCCUUUGUUGGUAGGGAGGCUUUCUGUCUUUUGUAUAACAUGUGAUGUGCUCUCCUUUCUCUCAGUGUGCUUUCCCACAGGCCGUCUGGAUCUUCCAAGAAUUCAAACAUUGCAGAUAUUAUUUAAUGUUUUGGUUGUUUUCUGCAUAUUUCAUGUCCAAUUAAUGACCCUCAUCACAAACUCCUUGUAUGCCCACUAUAUGCAAUAAAGCUUUCCAAUUUCU